UGUGGAGGCAGAGAUCCACACAGUAUAAGCUGCCAGUGGCCCUUUACAAACCCAACAAGAACAUCAACAAACUUAGUAAAUUGGAGCUAAAAUUAGGUAUCUUGUUCAUCAUGUAUCUUUGGUCAUCUGUUGAAUCAGCUCAUACUGUUACUUGAAGAAUUACACAUGAUAGCAUCCAGUGAUAGAGAAGCACAUAUAGGUGCCAGAUAGACAGUUUCAACAAUGUGAGAUACGAAGCUCAAACACUGUCAGAAUUACUACAUUCUGAAUGCUGAUGUCUAGUAAAUUGGUGGAACAUAAGUUGAAGUCUCUGUGCCAGUAUACUAGUAGCCUCAUAGUACUCUCAUUUGUUGCAAGUCAAAUGCUAGGAAGCUAGUUUAUGCUAACUGGCCUAACUUCAUAUCUGUUCCUAUUAGCUUUUUUCAUCAACAUCCGUUAAUAAGUUGUUAAUCUCUCUAUAAAUUUCAUUAUCCAUAUUCUCAGUUAACUGCUGGGGGUCUUAAAUUUUGUAAAAGUCAUGUUUUCUUCUAUAAAAACACACCAGAUCUUUAUUGUUAAGUAUCUCGAACAUUUACUCGUCAGAUUGAAUGACUUUUGUUUUCAUCCCUAAUUUCCUUAAUUUCUCUUUCACUCUUAGUUUUAUUUUUUCCAAACUUAAACCACUAACUGUUUCGUUUUCCUCAUUUGAUAUUUUUCUCCUAAUGUUCACUCAGCCUUUUAAAUAAAUUAUGAAAAACUUUAAAGUUAAAACAGAAAAUAAACCAUUCCAGUGUUCAGUGUGUCAAAACGAAUUUUCUCGCAAAUCAAAUCUAGUAUAUCACCUGAGAAGUCAUACAGGAGAGAAACCUUACCCAUGUACAGAAUGUCUAAAAGCCUUUUCUCAAAGAUCAUACCUAAUGAAACACCUGAAAAUUCACAGAGGAGAGAAACCACAUAAAUGUACAGAAUGCCAAAAAGUUUUUUCUUACAAAUCACAUCUAAUAGAUCACCUUAGAACUCAUACAGGAGAGAAACCAUAUCAAUGUUCAGAAUGUCAAAAAGACUUUUCUCACAAGUCAUGUCUAAUAAAUCAUCUGAGAAUUCAUACAGGAGAGAAACCUUACCAGUGUUCAGAAUGUCAAAAAGACUUUUCUCAAAGAUCAUAUCUAAUCAGGCACCUGAGAAUUCAUACUGGAGAGAAACCACAUAAAUGUUCAGAAUGUCAAAAAGACUUUUCUCGGAAAUCACAUCUUAUAGAUCACCUUAGAAUUCAUUCAGGAGAGAAACUGUAUCAGUGUUCAGUGUGUAAAAAAGAUUUUUUUCUGAAAUCAAGUUUAAAAAGUCACAUGAAUGUUCAUGCAAGAGAAAAACCAUAUCAGUGUCCAGAGUGUGAACAAGCUUUUCCACAGAAAAAAAUGCUAAUAAGGCACAUGCGAGUACAUACAGUAAAGAAACCCUAUCAGUGUUCAGAAUGUCAAAAAGACUUUUUUUAUAAAUACCAUCUGAAAAGCCACCUUAAAAUUCACACAGGAGAGAAACCAUUUCAGUGUGUGGAAUGUCAAAGGUACUUUUUUCAGAAAUCUCAUUUAAUAAAGCAUGUGAAAAUUCAUACGGGUGAAAAACCAUAUCAGUGUUCAGAGUGUAUUAAAGCUUUCUCAGAUAAAUCGGGUCUAAUAAAACACUUGAGAGUUCAUACGAAAGACAAACCAUUUUAAACCAUGUCUUUUAAAUAAAUGUAAUUGCACUUUAAUGGCCCAUUUUGAGUUUAAGCAUUUAUGAAACCAAAAAAUUGAUAAAAAUGUAGUCAGUGUUAGAAAAUAUGUUUAAAAUAAUGUUCAUAUUAAAUUAUCAAAUCUGUAAUUUUUUAUACUAUGUUUUUGUAGAACAAUUUUUAUUGUUGGCCAGCACAGCAUUCAAUUGGUUUAUUGUGGGGCACACAGUUGUGUCUGAUGCUCAUUACAAUCUAUGUUAUAUAUUAUUCUGCAUACACACACACACCUGGAGCCACAUGGGGGCCCAGAAACGUGGAGGGCUAAGAUGAUGAUGGUGAUAAUUGGAAACCUCAUGCAUCAACACAUUAGGGACACUACCAGAGAGAGAAAGGAGAGGAUGAACCAGCAAGACUGGACCUAGUAUUCAUAUUCAGUAGUGCAGAUAUUGAGGACAUCACAUAUGAAAGGCCCCUCGGUGUUAGUAAUCACAUGGUUCUGAGCUUUGAAUACAUAUUAGAAUUACUGGUGGAGAGAGAAACAGGAAGGGCAGGACAAGUGAAGCCAAACUGCAAUAGAGGGGAUUACACAAACAUGAGAAAUUUCCUGCGCAAGGUUCAGUGGGACAGAAAAUUGGCAGGGAAAUAAGUAAAUGAUAUGAUGGAAUAUGUGACAAGAAUAUGCAAGGAAGUGGAGGAGAGGUUUGUACCCAAGGGCAACAGAAAUAAUGAGAAGGCCUGGACGAGCCCUUGGUUCAUCCAAAGGUGUAGAGACCAAAAACCAGGUACGCUAGGGGAUGGAAGAAGUAUAGAAGGGAAAGGACCCUGGAGAAUAAGGAGAGUAGUCAAAGAGCCAGAAAUAAAUAUGCUCAGGUAAGGAGGGAGGCCCAACGAUAGUACAAAAAUGACAUAGCAGUGACAGUACAAUAAUGACAUAAUGAAAGCCAAGUCCGUACAAUAAUGACAUAAUGAAAGCCAAGUCCCACCCAGAGCUGUUUUACAGUCACACCAGGAGGAAAACAGUCAAGGACCAGGUAAUCAGGCUGAGGAAGGAAGGAGGGAAGAUCACAAGAAACAACUGAGUAAUAUGAGAGGAGCUCAACACAAAAUUUAAAGUAUUCACAGUGGAGACAGAAAGGACUCCAGAAAGAGUGGUGGGGUACACCAAGUACUGGACACAGUACAUAUAACCAAGAAGGAGGUGAAGAGAAUGCUAACGAACUAGAUACCUCAACAGCGAUAGGGCUGGAUAGCAUUUCUCCAUGGGUCCUGAGAGUGGGAGCAGAGAUGCUCUGUGUACAACGAGCAACAAUCUUCAACACAUCUGUCAAAACAGGGUGACUACCUGAGGUAUGGAAGACAGCAAAUGUAGUCCCAAUUUUUAGAAAAAGACACACACACAGCAUUAAACUACCGACCAGUGUCACUGACAUGCAAAGUUAUGGAGAAGAUUAUCAAGAAAAGAGUGUUGGAGCACCUAGAAAGGAAUGAGCUCGUACCUAAUAACUAGCACAGUUUCAGGGAAGGGAAAUCGUGUUACAGACCUGGCAUAUAUCUUGAGGGCAAGGUGACCGAAGGAGAGGGGUGGGCAGAUUGCAUUUUCUUGGACAGUUCCACAUAAGAUAUUAGUGCAUAAGCUAAAGGAGCAGGCAGGAAUAACAGGAAAGGCAAUACAAUGGAUCAAAGAAUACCUGAAAGGAUGGAAACGAAUGAUGGAUGGUACAGUGAAGUGUCAGAGUGGGCGCCUGUGACGAGCAGAAUUCCACAAGGGUCAGUCCUAGGGCCAUUGCGGUUUCUGGUAUAUGUGACAUAAUGGAGGGGAUAGAUUCAGAGGUGUUCCAGUUUGCAGACAGUAUGAAGAUAAAUGUGAAGAAUUCAGAUGGAUGAGGAUCAUGUAGAGUACAAAGGGAUCUAGACAGGCUGCAAGCCUGGUCCAGCAACUGGCUCCCGGAGUUUAACCCCACAAAGUCAUGAAGAUUGAGGAAGGUCAAAGAAGACCGCAGACACAGUACAGGCUAGAGGGCCAAGGAGUGCAAACCUCACUCGAGGAAAAGGAUCUUGGGGCGAGUGAAAUACCGUGCAGUGGCGAGCACAUAUCUUUAGGCGCACAUCAACCAAAUAACUGCUGCAGCAUAUGGGCACCUACCAAACCUAAGAAUAGCAUUUCGACACCUUAGUAAAGAAUCGUUCAAGACUCUGUAUGUCAGGCCUAUGUUGGAAUAUGCAGCACCAGUAUGGAACCCACACUUGGUCAAGCACAUCAAGAAAUUAGACAAAGUGCAAAGGUAUGCAACAAGACUAAUCCCAGAGCUAAGGGUAUGUCCUGUGAGGAGAGGUUAAGGGAACUCAACCUGAUGACACUGGAAGACAGGAAGGAUAGGGACAGCAUGAUAACGACAUAAAAUACUAAGAGGAAUUUACUGCUUAUGGUGCUGUAACCUAUGACAGCUAAUGGUACUCUACCCGCAAAUUGUAGCUUAUGGUACUGUACCCCUGUAUAUCAGCUUAUGGUAUUGUAUAUCUAUAUGACAGCUUAUGGUACUGUAGUCAAGUGACAAUUUACGGUUCAGUAGCUCCUUUAUAACAGCUUGUACUGUAGCUGUUGCAAAUUGUGGUGGUUAAAAUGAUAACAUGUGGGUAGUUCACCUUUUGUAGCAUAAUACAGAAAACCUGCGUGUCUAGGAUUAUUAAUACAGGUACAACAACAAUUUUCCAAUAACGGAUCGUCCAACCUCUGAGUCUGGACAAAAUAAUGAUACUACUUUUUUGACAAAAUAGUUUACCUGGUGGCCACAGAUGGUGUUAUAUGUACUCUGUUCUCAUAUUAGUGAUCCCUUGAUUCUAUAAAAGUCUUAGCAUAUUUGCUAACAACUCUAUUACUAGUGAUAAGCUCAGCAGCUACCAUAAAAUUCUAAGAUUUAUUACUUUGGUAGUGAUAAUACUGCAGUAUUCUUUGUAAGUACAGUA
Cherax quadricarinatus is the source of this 4654-nucleotide messenger RNA. RefSeq names its product zinc finger protein 84-like. NCBI's taxonomy places the organism in Eukaryota, Metazoa, Arthropoda, Malacostraca, Decapoda, Parastacidae. Gene Ontology annotation, cellular component: PcG protein complex; transcription regulator complex; chromatin. The record is from RefSeq and is a predicted model, not a curated record. Gene Ontology annotation, molecular function: DNA-binding transcription factor activity, RNA polymerase II-specific; RNA polymerase II cis-regulatory region sequence-specific DNA binding. Gene Ontology annotation, biological process: regulation of transcription by RNA polymerase II.